Molecule: messenger RNA, 861 nt
Organism: Alternaria conjuncta
Lineage: Eukaryota; Fungi; Ascomycota; Dothideomycetes; Pleosporales; Pleosporaceae
Exons: 3
Coding region: 1-861 (286 amino acids)
Molecular function (GO): heme binding; monooxygenase activity; iron ion binding
Source: RefSeq, a predicted model, not a curated record
AUGGCAGAGUUCCUCAGCAAGCAGAAAGUACUUGGCUUCGCCUUGCUGAACAUGCCUCUGCUCCACCUCGCUAAGAAUCUGCACACAUCCACAAGGAAGCAGAAGCCCUGGGAACGUUGGUAUGAUGAAGCAUUGAAGGCCCGCAGUAAGAAAACUGUUUCGACUUCGGACAUAUACACAUACCUGCCGCAAUCUGAGCUCUUCAACGGCAACGCUCUCAGAGAGGCCAAGUUGGCUAUCGUUGCUGGCGCUGAUACAAACGCUAUCACGAUGUCGAACAUUUGCUAUCUACUGUGCCGCCAUCCUGGGUACCAGGCGAAGCUCCACUAUGAGUUGUCAGCCUUACAUUCUCUUUUCCCCGGCAACGAUGAUCUGACGAACAAACCUUGCUUGGCUGGCAUCAUCAAUGAAGCAUUGAGAUUGCAUCCGCCCGUGCCCUCCGGUCUUCAGCGUGUAACACCCGCAGAGGGCGCAGUCAUCGCCGGCCGACACAUACCGGGCCAUAUGAAUGUCACAACGCCGACGUACGCACUACAUCGAGAUGCACGCGCGUUCGUUCGACCAAACGAGUUCAUUCCCGAACGCUGGUACUCCCGUCCCGACCUCAUCCUUCGCAGAGACGCAUUCGUUCCAUUUGGCUACGGCGUGUACAACUGUGCGGGCAAGCCAUUGGCCAUGUUACAGUUGCGCAUGGUCCUUGCCAUGAUCUCUCGACGGUUUAUCAUGUCAUUUGCUCCUGGCCAGGAAGCUCUAUGCCAGUACUUCAUCGAUCAUCAAGCCGACUGCUUCACGCUCCACCUUGAGCCCCUUCCUUUGCUGUUCGAACGAAGAGGCGAUUGGAACGAAGAGGCGUGUGAGUAA